CAGAUUGGCUUGCCGUGCCCAUUUGCAAGCACGCCGCCUUCUGAAUCCAGUCAGGACCCUCCCCUCUGCUCUGUGCCUGUGUCUCUGUGUUGUCUGUGUGCGUGUUUCGCCACCACGGAGGAGGACCAGGACGCCACGCUGUAGCUCGCUCUCUCUCUUCUCCCCCCUCCCUUUGCAUUGGGUGUGCACGUUUUGUGCUUUACCUGCCUUGGGGUCUGAAGGGGAGAGUGUCGAUUGCGUCCCGAUUUGUUGUUGCCUGUCAUGGUUCAUGCAGUGACCUGGAACCCUCUUAGCAACAGCUCUGCUCCUUGCUGCUGCACCGGAACAAGCGAUGUAUCGCUCUUUAAGCAGAAUUUCCUGGUAAGUAAGGGUAAACCAAGCCUGAAUAAGUUGGUACCCAUGAGAAGGCUGCCUGCGACCAAUGCCGCAAUCAGGAAUUCUUCGGAGGCUUCAACUGACUUUCAAGGAAGAGAUACCACUGCAUCUUGUGGCAUGCCUUGUGCAAUUAACUGUCCCAUAAACAGAGACACGAAUAUUCAACUCUGGGUGGAAGAAUUCAUACCAGAGAUUGUAAAGAACAUCCAGGAAGCUCCCUUCCUGCAGUACGUUUUCGACUCCAAGGGCAGACCUGGCAGAUCACAGCGGCAAAAAAUUCCUCGGGAUUUAGGGAAGAAUCCCGACUUCUGGCCUCCCAUCCGCGAGUUCUUGUCCAGGGCUGCUCCGGAUGGGGUUCUUCUUGUUCAGAAGAUGGAACCUGGGUGCUCCCCUGCUUUCUGUCUUGCAAGGGAAUUCCAGUCGGGUAAUCAUGAAGAGAUCGUUUGUCCUUUCUCACCAUCUCAGGGUGGAGCAGACACAAGUGUGUGGGGAGUUCUCGUGCAAGCGAGAGGCGUCCAUGCAAACGCUUGUUACCUGUUGAAGACCACACAAGUGCCUUCAUCCGCCGGGAUCUGCACCAGCGCAACACGGCGCCUUCACUUGUCCAAAUCAUUCCUGCCAAAUUGGCGAUCACAUUGUUGGGCACAACACUCAGCUCGGUGUACUAUAAUGUACAUUUAGAAUCUGUUCGUAUCAUUCUCCAUUAGUAUAGUUAGAACUCUCAGCGUUGUAAACUUGCAGUCAUCAGAAGUCGGAAGAACUUGCACAGCGAGGGAUGCUUUUACUAUACUUUUAUAAAUACUUACUUGAUAUUUAACCCAGUUGUAUAAUUAGGGGUUAGCAGGUUUUUGAGCUGUUAUAAUGCAGUAGUAGGUGCUGUACAACUCUUUUCACAGCAUUCGUUGUUUGGCAUUGAUAGAAUUUGCUUGAGAGGGAGAGAACAAAAGCAAAUCAUAGAGAACAUCAGAAUCGAAUUACUAAAUGUUAACAAAUUUACUUGCAUUGGUCUGCUCA
Messenger RNA from Physcomitrium patens, 1389 nucleotides. Lineage: Eukaryota; Viridiplantae; Streptophyta; Bryopsida; Funariales; Funariaceae. The record is from RefSeq and is a predicted model, not a curated record.